CAAUAACAACAACAACAACAACAUAAACUUCAAUCAAUCAACAAGAACAGGAAAAAACAACAAGAUAAAUUGCAAAUUUCCAAAAAAAAACUCUCGAAAGAUUCCAUAGAAUCUCUUUGCAGGCUUAUAUUUGUUUAUAAGAUUUGGCUGGAACAAAAUGGAAAAAAUUUCCAAUUUUCAUGCCGUAAAUAUUCCAUUGGCUUCAAUAGAUGAAGAUGUUGAUGAUGAUGGUGAUAAUGAUGGUGAUGGUGAUAAUGAUAACACAAAAUCAAAAGACAUUAAAGAUGAAUGUUCUUCCACAAAACUAAUGUUACGAUCAUCACGAUCAUACGAAUCAAGUGAAUGGAAUUUUCAUCAUAAUAAUAAUCAUCAUCAUUAUCAAUCGAUAAGUCCAAUGAGUGAUUUGAAUACACCAACAACACCAUUGACACAUCAUCAUGUGACAAAUAUGACCGAUACUGAAGAUUUUGGCACUGAUACUGGAUUUUUUAGUUCAACAUCAUUAUCAUCAUCAAAACGUUCUUCGAUUGCUGAUUUAGAUAUGAUCAAUACUAGUCUUCCAUCAUCCAGUUCUUCAUCAUCGAAUAAGUUUUCAACAAAUUUAACAUCGAUGAAUAAUUGUGCAGAUCAUGAAGAUAAUGAAUUAUUAUUAUGUUCAACACCUGAUGUAAAGACCGAAGAAUCGGAUGAAAUGACAAUUUUUAAAAUGACUGAUGAUGAUGAUUUUGAUAAUAUUGAUAAUAAUCGUGAUCAAAAUUCAUUAUCAACAUCAUUAGAAGAUUUGGUCAAUUCUUUUGAUGAAAAAGUUAAAAGUUGUUUGAAAAAUUAUGAUGAAAAUGUUGAUAAACUUGCACCAGUUCAGAUGCGAACCAUUGACGAAGUCAUCCAGAAUAGACCUGCUUGGUGGACAUUAACCGGUAAUUAUGGUGGCAUACUUCCAAUCGAUUGGGAAAAACUAUCUCCUGAUGAUCAAAUCAUUGAAUCGUUAAAAACAAUUUCAGAUAACGAAUCCAAUGAGAAUGUCGAUGAUGGAGAUUCGAAAUUAAAAGAAUUGAUUGAUUUAUGUUUGGAAAUCGAUCAUGGACAACAAAAUUCAAUUGAAACAGCCGAACAAGUUCUAAAAGAAAUCGAUGAUAUCAUUACAGGAAAAUCUAUUCCAAAUUCCAAUUUGGAUUUGAAUUCUCAAUACAGUUCUUCAUCACGUUGUUCAAGAUCAUCAUCGAUCGCAUCAUUCGAUUAUGUACCGAUAAUUCUUCGUUCAGCAUAUUAUCGAUUUUCAUUGGACAAAUUGAAAACAUUUUCAUCGGAUCAAUUACAAGAUUUAUGCGAAGAUCUGGAAGGAAAAACACAAAAACAUUCACAAGAAUUGAUUAAUCGUUUGGCUGAACGUGAUGAACUUGAAUAUGAAAAAGAAUUGAAAAGUGUUUUUCUUUCAUUGUUGGUCAAAAUUCAAAAACGUCGUAAAGAUUUUUAUAAAAAAUAUGGUAAUAAUCAACAACAAGCACAACGAUAUCGUAAACAUCGUUAUCUAACCACUGUAAUACCUUAUUGUAAAGAUAUGAAAUUUACAAAUAAUAUUCAAGCAUUACAAACAUUGAUAAAAAGUAAGUUUCUUAAAGCCAUGUUGGAUGAUUCACCGGCUGUACCGGCUUUGUUGACCGAUUAUAUCCUGAAAUUUAUUUGCCCAACAGAUAUGCAAUCGAGUCAUGAAAACGUUACAAAAUCACCGUCUCAUAUUUCACAGUUGGCGACAAAGAAAAAAGAAAAUGAUUCGGGAAAUUUUUCCCGAUAUUUUAAUCAAACAAUUCGUGCAGCAUCUCGUAAAUCAUUUUCAUUUCGUGAUUCGGUUUUCGGUAAUGUUUCUGCUACAACAAAUACAAUGAUGGCACAGCAAGAUCUAGUCAACAAUAAUGAAAACAACAGUCAAUCAACAAAACUAAAUAAUGAAAAUGAUCUGGCAUCCGUAGUUUCAGUUGCUUUAAUCUAAGAGUUUAAAUCUAUAUCAAAAGACUAAAAAAUUUUAAAGAGUGCACUUGUUUUUUUUUGCAAAAGUUCCUUAAAUUCACUUUUUUAAA
Molecule: messenger RNA, 2075 nt
Organism: Dermatophagoides pteronyssinus (European house dust mite)
Lineage: Eukaryota; Metazoa; Arthropoda; Arachnida; Sarcoptiformes; Pyroglyphidae
Cellular component (GO): cytoplasm; axon
Source: RefSeq, a predicted model, not a curated record